UCUGGUCAUUUCUUUCCCUCCAGCUUGCGUUUUUCUCAACCCAGUCGGAAGCCAUUGAAAGCAUGGCAAGUGAACAAUUGAGUGGUAGGUGGUCUCUUAAUGGAAUGACUGCCCUUGUUACUGGUGGCACCAGAGGCAUUGGGCAUUCCAUAGUGGAAGAGUUAGCAGGAUUUGGAGCCACAGUAUACACAUGUUCAAGAAACCAAAAGGAACUUAAUGAAAGGCUGCAAGAAUGGGGAGCACAGGGUUUCAAAGUCUAUGGUUCAACUUGCGAUAAGGCUUCAAGAACAGAAAGAGAGGAACUAAUAAAGAAUGUCUCUUCCACCUUCGACGGCAAGUUGAACUUACUGGUAAGUACAAAUUCUGAUCCAUAAAAAUGGUUGGUCCAUCUAUUUCUUGACUUGUUAAAGAAUCAUAAACAUCAUUUCUGUUUAGAAUUUUAGUAUUUGCAUCCAAAGUAAUUCUUAGGGGAAAUAUUUCGGAUAUCUUGGUUUGAAUUAAUUUCCCAAAUGCGGACUGCAGUGCAGAUAUUUUGUAGGAUGU
This is a messenger RNA of Coffea eugenioides, 543 nucleotides long. Its product is annotated as tropinone reductase 2-like. Lineage: Eukaryota; Viridiplantae; Streptophyta; Magnoliopsida; Gentianales; Rubiaceae. The transcript is spliced from 2 exons. The record is from RefSeq and is a predicted model, not a curated record. Gene Ontology annotation, molecular function: oxidoreductase activity. The coding region runs from base 63 to 374 and encodes 103 amino acids.